This is a messenger RNA of Carcharodon carcharias (great white shark), 564 nucleotides long. RefSeq names its product fibroblast growth factor 14-like. Gene Ontology annotation, molecular function: fibroblast growth factor receptor binding; growth factor activity. NCBI's taxonomy places the organism in Eukaryota, Metazoa, Chordata, Chondrichthyes, Lamniformes, Lamnidae. Bases 1 to 564 code for a protein of 187 amino acids. The transcript has 5 exons. The record is from RefSeq and is a predicted model, not a curated record. Gene Ontology annotation, biological process: cell differentiation; animal organ morphogenesis; fibroblast growth factor receptor signaling pathway. Gene Ontology annotation, cellular component: cytoplasm.
AUGGCUCUCAGUCCAAAUCCUCAGCUGAGAGGGAUCAUCACUCGCCUGUACUGUCAGCUGGGGUUUUACCUACAGCUGGUUCCCGGUGGAACGUUGGACGGCACCAAGGACGAGAUGAGCAUCUUUGCUCUCUUUAAUCUAAUACCUGUCGGAUUAAGAGUAGUGGCGAUUCAGGGAGUGAAAACCAGUCUGUACGUUGCCAUGAACUGUGACGGAUACCUCUACACCUCGGAACACUUCACACCCGAAUGUAAGUUCAAGGAGUCGGUGUUUGAAAAUUACUACGUGACAUAUUCCUCGGUCCUGUACCGACAGCGGGAAUCCGGUCGCUCCUGGUACCUUGGCAUCAACAAGGAAGGGGACACCAUGAAGGGUAACCGGGUGAAGAAAACCAAGAGAGCUGCUCAUUUUCUGCCCAAGCUCAUUGAAGCUGCUCUGUACCAGGAGCCAUCGCUACACGAGCUUUCCCAGGAAACCCCCGACGUCAAGAAGGCAGUGAAGAUCGGAGACGUGGCUGCCAACUCGGGCGAGGGGAAGGGGGGACCCCCAAAAACCCAAACGUAG